Messenger RNA from Scophthalmus maximus (turbot), 1925 nucleotides. Its product is annotated as heterogeneous nuclear ribonucleoprotein A0-like. Lineage: Eukaryota; Metazoa; Chordata; Actinopteri; Pleuronectiformes; Scophthalmidae. The record is from RefSeq and is a predicted model, not a curated record. Gene Ontology annotation, molecular function: RNA binding. Bases 281 to 1192 code for a protein of 303 amino acids. The transcript has a single exon.
ACAGUUGCAGAAGUGAUGGACAUUGUGAACAUAACUGGCACAAUGAUCGAAAUACGCGCUUCGCUCUGGAUCAAAGGAGCUUGUAUUUCCGACAGGACGGGAAGGCGGCAGCAACGAGAAUCGCCCGCCAGCCAAUCGCGGUGGCGAGUUUUUUUCAAGACGGCCAAUCAACGACCGAUACGUCUUACGGUGCAAGUGAGUGAAACGGAACGCCCUGACGUCGCCCAUUGAAGAAGAAGAGGGACGGUCUGAGCGAACCAGCCACAGGAGAAACUCAGUCAUGGCGGCCACACUUUGUAAGCUUUUUGUCGGUGGUCUGAAUGUGGAGACCACGGUGGAUGGCCUCCGCGGUCAUUUCGAGCAGUUCGGGGCGCUCAGCGACUGUGUUGUGGUCAUGAACCAACAAGUCGGCCGGUCCCGCUGUUUCGGCUUUAUCACCUACUCGUCACCGGAGGAGGCCGACGCAGCAAUGGCGGCUAAGCCACAUGUUAUCGACGGCAACAACGUGGAGCUGAAGAGGGCCAUAGCCCGAGAGGACGCGAACAAGCCCGACAUCCUCGCCAACGUCAAGAAGAUCUUCGUCGGCGGCGUGAAAGACCACAUCGAGGCCGACAACCUGACCGACUACUUCUCCCAGUUCGGCGUGGUGGAGAAGGCCGAGAUCAUCUCCGACAAGCUGACCGGCAGGAAGCGGGGUUUCGGCUUUGUCUUCUUCGAGGACACCGACUCCGCCACCAAAGCGGUGCUGACCAAGUUCCACAACAUCGACGGCAACCAGGUGGAGGUGAAGAAGGCGCUGACCAAGCAGGAGAUGUCCACCGGCGGCGGCGGCCGAGGAGGACGGGGUCGAGGGAGAGGGAUGCAGAACUAUGGCGGCGGCGGAAGAGGAGGUGGCGGCUACCGGGGAGGCUACGGCGGCAGUUACGGAGGCGGCUACGGCGACAACUACGGAGGGGGCUACAACGGCGGCGGCGGCGGCGGCUACGGGGGAUACGGGGGCUACGAAGAAUACGACAACCAGAUGGGUGGCGGGUACAACAACGGUGACUUUGGGGAAGGCUACGGACAGCAGCACUCCAGUUAUGGUGCAAUGAAGGGGGGCAACUACGCGUACAGGAGCGGGGCGCCCUACAACAGGGGCGGCGGCGGCUACGGCAGAGGAGGCGGCGGGGGAUUCGGCGGAGGCUAUUAGUGACUACCUGCCGUUUUUUUUUUCUUUUUGUUGAGCUGUUUCAUGGGGGGGGGGAUUCUGAUUACAACGAACUUGAAUUUACACACACAGACACACCACACAAGCCCAGGUGGGGGUGAGAGGGGGGGUCUUUAUUGUUCAGUUUAAAAAGAGACGUUGCCCAUCACCCACCCGGAAUGAAUGAGGCUGUCCUCUGGAUCCUUAACCCCGCCCGGACCCCACAUGUCCUCAUAUUCCUCACAUUCUGGACUUUACUACUAAGAAUCGUGAAUUAUUGAAUUGUACUUUUGUUAUGUCUGACAGGAGGGGGGAGGGCGGGGGACUCGUUUCGAACCAUUUGUAAAGCCGUUACCUAUGUCAGUCACUGCUUCUCGACUCGGGUGUGAGUUUGUUUUGUCUCGCAGAGCAGCCGUGUGUUAUGUUCGCAUCAUGAACUCAGGGGUUUUACGGUGAAGUUGGUGGCAGUGUCGGGCAGCAUGGGACUCGAUUGCUUGAGUUGCUUGAUCUUAAAUACUUUUUCUUUUUUUUUUCAUCGUGACAAAGUAUUUCUUUCGGAGACGUCUCGUACUGAUUCUUUUUUCUGUAUAUUAACACCUGUUUCCACUUCUCCCGUCCCAUUAGGCCGCCAGGCCUUUUCUUUAAAUUAAAAAAAACCGUUUAUGAAACCCAUGUGUUCAGUUCGCCCCUAUGUUGUAUUCUGCUUUUAUUAAAGUUUUUAAUGUUUUGAAAAAUC